AUGGGCGACACCUGUGCGAUGGGCCCCGUGGAGGGCGCCCCGCGAUCCCCGUUUGAGAUGAUCGCGGUCGACAAGGCGCAGAAGAUCAUCCUGUCGCGCACGGAGCCCCUGCCCGCGACGACGCGCCCGCUGGAGGCCGUGGCGGGGUGCGUGGCGGCAGGCGACGUCGCCGCGCGCGAAGACCUGCCGCAGUACCCGACGUCGAUCAAGGACGGGUACGCCGUGGUCGCCGCCGACGGCCCGGGCGAGUACCCCGUCGUCGCGGAGGUCCGCGCCGGCGCCGGGACCGGCCACCGCAUCGCGCCCGGCCAGGUCGCCUACAUCACCACGGGCAGCCCGCUCCCCGAAGGUGCGGACGCCGUCGUGAUGGUCGAGCAGUCCGUCAAGCUCGACGCGGGCGCGGACGGCGUCCCCCGCGUGCGGAUUGCCAGCGCUGCCACGCCCGGGCUCGACGUGCGGCAAGUGGGCGGCGACAUGGCCGCGGGAACGACCGUGCUGUGCGCUGGGGAGUACAUUGGAGCGCCCGAGGUGGGGAUCCUCGCGACGGUGGGCGCGGUGCAGGUGCCGGUCCACAGCGCCCCGAGCGUCGCGGUGCUGUCCACGGGCGACGAGGUCGUCGACCCGUCGGCCACGGAGCUCAAGCCCGGGCAGGUGCGCGACUCGAACCGCGCGCUCCUCGUGGCGCUCCUGAAGCAGUCCGGCGCGCACAUCUCGGACCUCGGAAUCGCCGCAGACACACUCCAGGGCCUCAUCGACACCCUCAAGGGCGCUAUCGCCGGCGGCGCGCACGUCGUCGUGACCUCCGGCGGCGUGUCGAUGGGCGACCGCGACUACGUCAAGGCAGCGCUGGACGCCCUGGGCGGCACGAUCCACUUCGGCCGCGUCCUCAUGAAGCCCGGGAAGCCCCUCGUGUACGCCACGAUCCCCGGCGGCACGCACGGCGCGCCCGUCCACUUCUUCGGCCUCCCGGGGAACCCCGUGUCGUCGUUCGUCACGUUCCACCUCGCCGUCGCGCCGUGCCUGAAGAAGCUCGCGGGGUUCGGGCGCGCCAAGGGCGACGCCGCGUGCACGCUGCCGCGCGUGCGGGUGAAGCUCGGGUUCACGGCGAAGCUCGACCCCGAGCGCCCGGAGUACCACCGUGCGGGGUUGACGUUCGACGCCGAGGGGGGGUGUUUUGUGGCGCACACGACGGGCGGGCAGGCGUCGUCGCGGCUGCUGAGCGUGCGGUCCGCGUCGGCGCUGCUGGUGAUGCCGCAGCGCGCGGGCACGCUCCCGGAGGGGGAGUGGGUGGACGCGCUGCUUCUGCACGGGCCGACGCUCAUGUGA
Pedinophyceae sp. YPF-701 is the source of this 1326-nucleotide messenger RNA. NCBI's taxonomy places the organism in Eukaryota, Viridiplantae, Chlorophyta, Pedinophyceae. The record is from the annotation of a GenBank genome assembly.